AAGACGAUGUUGGAUUUAAUGAUUGCACAGUGAAAUAAUGAACUCGUUAGGAGCUGCGUCUCGUAGCUAGUUCAAACACUUGACUAGUCAAUCCAGUGGUCAAUGGUUUAAAUUCUUUUUGACACCAAUCAACUAUUCCAAUCUGUCUUACAGAUGUUCUCGAUUGCUUUCAAAUUGAAAACCAGAAGGGAGUACUGAACUUCUGUAUCCUCCUAGUUUGAGCACUACUCUCACCCGUAGACAUCCAUUACCCUACACACCACGGAUACAACCUAGAACCUUAAGGCUACGAGGCAAGCCCGAAGCCUAUUCAACCACUGGUAGGGAAUCUGAUGGCCGAUGCAUCUCGUCUCCUGGCAAUUCAUGAUACAUGGUGCCACUACCGGCCAAUGUCAUCAGAGAAUACCUCUUCUCAUACUCGACUUGUUGGACCCCUCACUGUCUACUAACAUCUCUGAAGAACUCCAGAAUAUUUGCAAGACAAAAUCAAUUACGAAAACGUGUACACUCUGUAAGACUCAAUUGUCCACACAGACACACAUACACUGUCACAAUUACAAUUAAAAUUUAUCUUAAAGGACAAAACUAUAGAUGGUUGACUGUCAAUAAUGGUAUCCAGCACUCAUCUUUCACCUCAUUUGUGGAACUCAUUAGGCUGGAUGUAUCCGCAUCUGUGAGUGAAUGA
Molecule: messenger RNA, 685 nt
Organism: Trichobilharzia regenti
Lineage: Eukaryota; Metazoa; Platyhelminthes; Trematoda; Strigeidida; Schistosomatidae
Source: the annotation of a GenBank genome assembly